AUGUUGAUGCCUGUAUUUGAACUAGUAACUGAAAUUGUCAGGUUUGUUUUCGAUUGCCCUCUACGAAUCGUUCCUGAGGCACCGCUUAUGCAUAAUCCAUCGCUCAAUCAAGGAGGUCAGAUUAGUUCCUUUACUUUUGCUGGCAAUCGGGACAUAAUGCAAAAUAGAACUGCUGAGGCUGUUAGCUGCCAUUCCAAGGUGAAACUUGAGGAUGCAAUUAAGGAGACUGGUCUUCAAAUUAAACACCAUGAUGAUAACAUCAAAUUCUUAGAGGGUCAGAAGAACAGGUUGGAUGAUUCAAUUUUGGAUUUAGAAGCUGCUCUCGCCAAGACUUAUUCAGCAAGUGGAACUGGUUCUGAAAAUAAGGAAUCUUCCAAUGGGCAGAAUGAGGAGGAAACAAUUGAACAAAUCUUAAGUUUUGAUAAAUCUGCAGCUGCCAUCUGUGUCCAGCUGCAAAAGCGUACUGGAUCUCAGAUUACUAAUAUUCCAUUUAUGAAGGACAUAAUAGGAAUUGUUGCUUUGCUUGGGAAGGUUGACGACGACAAUCUCAGCAGGACUCUCUCAGAUUAUCUUGGGCAAGGAACCAUGUUAGCAGUUGUUUGCAAGUCGCGUGAUGGACUUAAAGCACUGGAAACAUAUGAUAAGGAAGGUCUUAUAAUUAAAAGUUCUGGUCUUCAUGGAGUUGGAGCUUCAAUUGGGAGACCUUUGGAUGACCGGUAUCUUGUAAUCUGUCUUGAGAACUUAAGACCAUACACCGGUGAAUUUAUUGCUGAUGACCCUCAGAGAAGGUUGUCCAUAAAGAAGCCAAGAUACGUCAACGGGGAAACUCUUCCUGGUUUUCUUGGUUUUGCUGUCAAUAUGAUCGAUAUUGACACUGAUAACUUAUAUUGUGUUACAAGCACUGGUCAUGGCCUGAGAGAGACCCUCUUUUAUGGACUCUUCUCACAGUUGCAAGUAUACAAAACAAGGGCAUACAUGAUGCAGGCACUACCCUUUAUAGCUGAUGGAGCCAUAUCAUUGGAUGGUGGGAUCAUAAAGAGUGGUGGUAUAUUUUCCCUAGGCAAAAGGGAAGUACAGAUCAAAUUUCCAAAGAGUUGUGGAAGGUCAUAUAUACCUGAAAGCUAUUUUGAAACUGAGAUCCGGAUGAAGGAGCUGAAGUGGGAAAGGUGUAUGAUCUAUUGUCGCCGUGUAUGCAGCCAUAGUGAGAUCCUGCAGUAACUUGUAGUAGAGUGUUUAUACCGGUCUUGAUUCUUUUCACGACGUGGGCUAUGAUAAACAAGUGGUUAUGGAGAAGAUUGAAGGAAAGGCAGACAGUGCAGCUGUUGUUGUCCACAAGAUGCUCAGAUCAC
Solanum pennellii is the source of this 1349-nucleotide messenger RNA. RefSeq names its product protein DEFECTIVE IN MERISTEM SILENCING 3-like. The record is from RefSeq and is a predicted model, not a curated record. The coding region runs from base 1 to 1218 and encodes 405 amino acids. NCBI's taxonomy places the organism in Eukaryota, Viridiplantae, Streptophyta, Magnoliopsida, Solanales, Solanaceae. The transcript has 9 exons.